AUGGAGUACAACACGGAUAGCCAGCUGAAGCUGCAGAGUGUGAACGAGAACGAGAAAGGCCUGGGGGCGACCGGUCCGGCGUUGGACAUCAACCUGGCGUUGUCGCCAGGUGUCGGGAGCGGAGACAGUGGCAACCUCCAGCUGUUUGGGCUCAUGGACUACGGAACACCCGACCCGCUAUCCUUUGGGGCGCUGGUUCAGUACCAGCAGCAGCAGCAGCAGCAGCAACAGGAGGAGAAAAGCCACGACGGAAGCACGUCGAGUGUGUUCAGCGACAGCCACAACCACAACUACAGCAUCGGCCAUGCGGACGGCAACCGCCGGUCUGCCAGCGGGAACGCCCACAGCGACGGGAGUGACACGAACAUGAACGACGCAGGGCAGCCGACGAGCAACACGGGCUAUAGUUCGCCCGACGGCGCCGCCACGGUGAAGAACGGGACCGCUGGACCAAGCGAGGAGGAGCUGUACCAACGACGCAAGGCGCAGAACCGGGCUGCCCAGCGGGCGUUUCGAGAACGGAAGGAGGGCAAGAUCAAGGAGUUGUCGAGCCGGUUGCAGGACGCCGAGGUGUCCCGGGAGCGGCUGGAGAAGCAGCUCAGCGAGCUACGGGAGAGGAACAAGCGGUUGAACAUGGAGAACCAGAUGCUGCAGAAGCAGCAACAGUUCCAGCAGCAGAGCCAGGCGUUCCAGCCCGUGCAGGACGACGCAUACACCAGCCCCGGUGCUCGGGAAGGCGGCGGCGGCGGCGUUGGCGGCAACGACCACGGGCUGGCGGACGGGCUCGACAUACAGGACAUCUUGUCGUUCAAGUUCCCGAACACGUCCAAGUACGAGUUCAUCGAGGGCACCAUCGACUGGAGCUCGCACGGCCAGGAGAACGAGUCCGGGUACCACGCCAGCAAGAUUGGGGAAUCUUACCGGCACGACAGCAACAAGUUGUUGACCAUCAGCGCCGUGUGGGACUACCUCGUGGAGUUUGCGAACUUGAACGAAGAGUACACGCUCGACAUCCCGGGCAUCAUGAACGAGCUUCGGGGGAAGGAGGUGUGCCACGGCUUUGGCCCGGCCUACGCUCUCCAGCUGGUGAAUGACAUUGUCUGCAGACACAUCAGGAACGAGGAGUGA
This is a messenger RNA of Pichia membranifaciens NRRL Y-2026, 1128 nucleotides long. RefSeq lists its product as hypothetical. Lineage: Eukaryota; Fungi; Ascomycota; Pichiomycetes; Pichiales; Pichiaceae. The transcript has a single exon. Gene Ontology annotation, cellular component: RNA polymerase II transcription regulator complex. The record is from RefSeq and is a predicted model, not a curated record. Gene Ontology annotation, molecular function: DNA-binding transcription activator activity, RNA polymerase II-specific; transcription cis-regulatory region binding. The coding region runs from base 1 to 1128 and encodes 375 amino acids.